Molecule: messenger RNA, 2367 nt
Organism: Eptesicus fuscus (big brown bat)
Lineage: Eukaryota; Metazoa; Chordata; Mammalia; Chiroptera; Vespertilionidae
Product: zinc finger protein 548
Exons: 4
Coding region: 1-1902 (633 amino acids)
Biological process (GO): regulation of DNA-templated transcription
Source: RefSeq, a predicted model, not a curated record
AUGGUAUCCCGUGGUGUAAAUGUCCCACCGCUGUUGUAUCCACUCGUCUGUGAUGGGCACGUGGGCCGUGUGCAGAUCUCGGCUGCUGUGAGUCCCAUGGCGGCGGCAGAAAUGCUCACGGACCCUGCGCAGGGCCGUGUGGUCUUCGAGGACGUGGCCGUCCAUUUCUCCCGGGAGGAGUGGGGGCUCCUGGAUGAGGCUCAGCGACGCCUGUACCACGACGUGAUGCUGGAGAACGUGGCCCUUCUGUGCUCCGUGGGUAGUUGGCGUGGAGCCCGGGAUGAGGAGGCACCUUUGGAGCAAGGUGAUUCUGGGGGAGAAUCACAGGUCAGGACUCCAAAGCCAGACCCGUCCACCCAGAAGGCCCGGCCCUGUGAGACGAAAGGCAUUUUGCAACUGGCUGAGCGUGAUGGGAUGUUCCCCGAUGAGGGCCUACGCGUCUGUGGGACAGAUCUCUUCCAGCAGCAUCUGGAGCAGCCGGGAGACCACGCAUCCAGAAGGGGCAGCGUUCGCCUGGCAGAGAAGACCGUCCUGUGCGGCGAAGGUGGGGCGGGCUUCCCAGCCGGCACAGGGCUCCUCCAGCGCUGGGCUCCUCACAACAGGUGGAAGCCACAGCCGGGCACCAAGCGCAGAGAGACCCUUGAAACGGGACGGGACGAUCACAGGUGCUCUCAGUGUGGGAAAGGCUUCAGCCGGAAGCAGAUCCUCGUGCAGCACCAGAAAAUCCACACCGGAGUCAGGCCGCACGCCUGCGGCAAGUGUGGCAUGGCCUUCCUCAGGAGGUUCCACCUCGUGCAGCACCAGCGGGUCCACACGGGGGAAAGGCCCUUUAAGUGCAGCGAAUGCGGCAAAUCCUUCAGGUACAAGUCCACACUCCUCGGUCACCAGAGAGCCCACACCGAGUCGAGCCCCUCUGAGUGUAGCAAAUGCGGGAAACUCUUUAAGUACAAAGCCAACCUCGUGAAGCAUCAGAGAAUUCACAACGGAGAAUGGCCUUACGAGUGCCGAUUAUGUGGGAAAUUCUUCAAGUACAACUACAGGCUCGUCAGACACGGGCGCGUUCACACCGUGGAAAGGCCCUAUGAGUGCGGGGAGUGCGGGAAGUUCUUCCGGUACAGCUCGACGUUCGUGAGGCACCAGCGAGUUCACACUGCAGAAAGGCCCUACGGUUGCCGGGAAUGUGGCAAGUUCUUCCAGUACAACUCCACGCUCGUCAAACAUCAGCGUGUCCACACCGGAGAGAGGCCUUACGAGUGCGGCGAGUGCGGGAAGUUCUUCCGCUACACUUCCACCCUCCUCAGACAUCGGAGAGUUCACACGGUCGAAAGGCCUUACGAGUGCAGCUUAUGUGGGGAAUUCUUUAGGUACAAGGCCAAGCUCGUUAAACAUUGGCAGAAUCACACCGGGGCAAGGCCGUACGCGUGCAGUGAAUGUGGGAAAGCCUUUACGUACCACUGCAGGCUCAUCAGACACCAGAGAGUUCACACUGGAGAAAGGCCAUACAAGUGCAGUGAAUGUGGGAAGUUCUUCCGGUACAACUCCAGCCUCAUGAAACAUUGGAGAAAUCACACCGGAGAGAGGCCCUAUGAGUGCAGCGAGUGUGGAAAAGCCUUCAGCCACAGACAUAUACUUGUUGAGCAUCAAAAAAUCCACACCGGAGAGAGGCCCUACGCAUGCACCAAAUGUCAGAAGGCCUUCAUUAGGAAGUCCCACCUUGUCCAUCACCAGAAAAUCCACAGUAAAGACAGGCCUGUGAGAGGCGUGAAGGUGAGAAAUUCUUCGGCUACAGCUCCAACCUCAUUAAACAGAAUUCACACUGGCAAAGAGCUCAGGAGUGCAGAGAAUACGGUAAACCUUUUGGAUACCACGCUAAACUCAUUCCCCUGGAGAAGGGCCUUAUGAGUUCACGCUGGGCUAGGGCCUUCUGAACACAGCGAAUGCAAGAACGACUUUAAGUGUAACUCCCUCCCCGUGACACGUCAGAGACUUCACAAUGGAGAAAGGCUGUGAGUGAAGGCUGUGAGUGAAUAUGGGCAUGUGCUCAUCCAAAACUCCAACCACAUUCUGGCACCCAAGGUUCCUGCCAGAGAAAAUAUUGCAAAUGGUGAAGGACUUCAGCCAAAUGUCUGCUCUAAUUUAUCCCUUGGAACUACUGUAAUGUAGUUUUUAGUUUUAAUUUUACAUUUUUAAUGGUGGUAACAUACAUGUAACAAAGUUUACCCUCUAGCAUUUUAAUGGCACAGUUUAGUCAUGUUAAAAAUUCACACACACACACACACACACACACAAAUGUUACCUAAUAAUAGACAAACGUAAAUUGACUGUACCUCCACUACGCCCACAGCCAAUCAGGAGUGAGUAUGCAAA